Molecule: messenger RNA, 2003 nt
Organism: Sesamum indicum (sesame)
Lineage: Eukaryota; Viridiplantae; Streptophyta; Magnoliopsida; Lamiales; Pedaliaceae
Product: pentatricopeptide repeat-containing protein At4g13650-like
Biological process (GO): RNA modification
Molecular function (GO): protein binding; RNA binding
Source: RefSeq, a predicted model, not a curated record
GUGGACAUGUCCCCUGUGAUGAUGUUGACAAGAUGAGCCCGCGGCUCCCUUCAUUUUCCUCACAACACCACGCUAGAAAAUCAUCCAAUUACCUCCUUUCCCGCGCUCUGACCACUCUUUACUUCAAAAUAAACUGUUUAGAACACUGUUCCAACACAGUCCCCGUAAAUUUAGACCCAAAUGUCUCAUUGCAAGACCCUGAGGAGGAGUCUCUGCAGAACCCCUACAUUCUCAACAAAAUUAUAUCGUCGUGUGCGGAAAAGGGUUGUUUUUCAAUUGGAGUUCUGCUUCACGGCCAUGUUAUUAAGAUGGGUUUUCACUCCAAUGUACACAUCAACACUUCCCUCAUAGAUAUGUACGGGAAAUGCGCUGAGGUUUUGUGGGCUCACAGACUGUUCGAUGAAAUGCCCAACAGGAAUGCAGUUACCUGGAAUGCUUUGGUUUCUGGGUACGUGACCACCCGUGAUCCUCGCACGGCUAUUCAGUUGUUUAUCAGGAUGUUAAGAGAGGGUGUUCCCAUGACAGCCUUUGCUGUUUCGGCUGCAUUGGUUGCGUGUGCGCAGUUAGAAGAUGUUGCGCUUGGAGCGCAAGUGCAGGGCUUGAGUUUGAAAGCAGGGAUGGAGUUUAAUGUUGUGGUGGGAAGCAGUUUGAUUGACAUGCAUGCAAAAUGUAGGAACAUGGAGGAUUCUGUUAAAGUUUUUGAUGGAUUGGUUGAUAAGAAUGUUGCUGUUUGGUCUUCAAUGGUUGCUGGCUAUGCACAUAAUCGGUGCCCCAAAAAAGCGAUGAUUUUGAUUAAAGAAAUGUCCUUAUCUGGUCUUAAGGCGAAUUACGUUACGUACAAUAGUUUGUUGAGCUCAUUUGGUUGUCUAGAUGAUUUAAACCAUUGCAAGCAGAUUCAUUGUCGUGUGAUUCGGGAGGGCUUGGAGUCUAAUGCUCACUUGGCCACUACACUAGUGAUUGUGUAUUCAGACUGUGGUUGUAGCAUAGGUGAGUUAUACCAAAUUUGCUCCAGUAUUACUGAAUGGGAUCAAAUUGCGUGGAACGCUGUUAUUGCUGGAUUUUCUAAUUUGGGAAUCGGUGAGGAAGCUCUCAUGUGUUUUUCUCAAAUGAGACGGGCAGGCUUUGCGAUUGACUUCUUCACAUUUUCUAGUGUGUUAAAAGCACUGGGGAACAGUUCAGCACUCAACGAAGGAAAACAGACCCAUGCUCUGGUGUUCAAGACUGGGUACAUUAUGAACUUAUAUGUGCAAAAUGGGCUUGUUUCCAUGUAUGCACGAUGUGGUAAGAUCGAGGACGCAAAGAAAGUAUUUUCUUCAAUGGAUGAGCAUGACUUGAUAUCAUGGAAUUCAUUGCUUACAGGCUGUGCCCAGCAUGGCUAUGGUAGAGAAGCUAUUCAAAUGUUUGAACGGAUGAGAGAGAGUGUGAUUAAGCCAAAUGGUACCACUUUCCUUGCAGCACUCACCGCUUGCAGCCAUGUUGGGCUGCUCGACAAAGGCCUAGAGUACUUUGAUCUAAUGAAACAUGACGCCUUCCUUCCACAGGCCGAGCACUACGCCUGCAUAGUGGAUCUCUACGGCCGUGCUGGAUUUCUCCAUGAAGCCGAGGCGUUUAUCAAUAGCAUGCCAAUUGAGCAAGGACCCUCUGUAUAUAAAGCUUUGUUAAGUGCCUGUCAAGUUCACGGUAAUAAGGAAAUUGCAGUGCGUGCUGCCAGAAAGCUCAUCAAACUGUGUCCUAAUGAUCCUGCUAUAUAUGUAUUGUUGGCUAAUGUGCUGGCAACUGAAGGUAGUUGGAACGAUGCAGCCAGUGUUCGCAAGCUAAUGUGUGAUAAAGGAGUGAGGAAAAAGCCUGGGAAUAGCUGGUUAUGAAUCGAAAAUAGGAGUUAGUUUCUUGCCGUUGGACGUAGAAAUAGCCUGUUGAUCCCAUCGGGUUCACCGAGGAUCUGGAAUUUUGUCGACAAACCCACCCAAAUAAUAUCUAUAAAUAAUAUAAUUAAUUUAUUUAGA